CUUAGACUGAAAAUAUAUUUAAAUGAGUUCUCCUGAAAUGAAUCUCCACAUUUCUCACAAGAAUGAUGGGAUUAAUACACUGUUUUACAGUAUUUUUUAUCUAUCUUGCAGUACAAGAUGUAAAUUGUAAGACGCGACAUCGUUCGAAAUAUGACGGCAAGAUUGUUGGUGGAUACGAUACCACGAUUCAGUCCAUCCCGUAUCAAGUAUAUUUGCUAUUGCAGAAAGGUGAUCUUUUCUAUCAAUGUGGAGGAUCGAUACUAAAUGACAUGAACAUUUUGACAGCAGCUCAUUGUCUCACUGGCAUGGAAAGGGUAUAUGUAAGAGCUGGGAGUACAUAUUCCGAUCAAGGUGGAUCAUUUGUUACUUCAAGGCGGUUUUCACAACAUCCACUUUACAAUAAUAAGACUAGUGAUUUUGACGUUGGCGUUAUAAGGCUAAGCAAAAAACUAGCGCUUGAUGGAAGGACGAUGAAAGCAAUACGUCUUGUCAGAAGUGGGAUGAGGUUACCCACUGGAAGUAACGUAACAGUUUCAGGGUGGGGUGCGACAUCGGAAAAUGGUGACACAAGUGAAACAUUAAUGGCCGUGAAGAUACCUAUAGUAUCAAAUAGCGAAUGUGCGAAGUCUUACGGAAACAGUCUUACUUCGAGAAUGUUCUGUGCCGGAGUACCCCAGGGUGGAAAGGAUUCUUGCCAGGGUGAUUCCGGUGGACCUGUUGUUUUGCAAUCAGGGCAGCAAGCUGGAGUUGUGUCAUUUGGCAUCGGCUGCGCACGUCAGGGAACUCCUGGAGUCUACACAAACUUAGCGGACAGGCAAAUCAGAACCUGGAUCAAAAUUCAAACUGGCGCUUAGUUACAUAUCGCGCUUGUAGAAAGAAGAUUGCAGCAAUAAUAACUUUAGAACACUGUUUACUCAUAGCACAAUAAUAUAAUAUUAUGUUUAAACAA
Leptidea sinapis is the source of this 949-nucleotide messenger RNA. Its product is annotated as trypsin alpha-3-like. The coding region runs from base 63 to 854 and encodes 263 amino acids. Gene Ontology annotation, molecular function: serine-type endopeptidase activity. The transcript is spliced from 5 exons. Gene Ontology annotation, biological process: proteolysis. The record is from RefSeq and is a predicted model, not a curated record. NCBI's taxonomy places the organism in Eukaryota, Metazoa, Arthropoda, Insecta, Lepidoptera, Pieridae.